UUCACGCCCCACAAUUACCACCAAAUCCUGAAUUUGGUAUCUAUAAUAAUAAUAGAAAUAGUUUUACACAUAUACCCGCUAUUCAGCCAAAAUUUCAACCUUAUCUCCCAACCAUAGUGAUGAAACCUGUAUUUUAGAUGAGAUUAACAAUGAAAGUGGUUAUCAUAUAUUUUUUUGUACAUUUUGUAUAUAGUGAGCCCUUUUUGUAUAUUUCCUAUAUAUUUUAUAGACAUUCUUUUAUGUGUAUUUCUGAAACGUUCCUUUUUUAUAGGCUACUUAAAAUAGAAAGUUCAUUUAGUCAGAAGAAAUACUCACCUGGUAUUACCCGCCGUGUAUAUUUGUUUGGUAAAGAUUUAUUUUUUUAGUAUAGAUUUUUGUGUAAAGAAAUUUUAGUAAAAUAUAUAUACGCAUGAAUCAUUGUCUAGCAACAUUACUUAUUUUAAUAGUAAGUAUAAAUCAUAAUAAAACAAUCAUGCG
Rhizophagus irregularis DAOM 181602=DAOM 197198 is the source of this 477-nucleotide messenger RNA. The record is from RefSeq and is a predicted model, not a curated record. NCBI's taxonomy places the organism in Eukaryota, Fungi, Glomeromycota, Glomeromycetes, Glomerales, Glomeraceae.